This is a messenger RNA of Seminavis robusta, 3662 nucleotides long. The record is from the annotation of a GenBank genome assembly. Lineage: Eukaryota; Bacillariophyta; Bacillariophyceae; Naviculales; Naviculaceae.
CGCGCAACCAGCUUGGCUGCCAAGGGCGGAGCAGCUCUCUGCGCACUAGCAAACUUCACGCUGAGUAGAAGAAGACGAUAGAAGUGCAUGGCCAUCCCAACAGACGUCUCAAGCAUCAGGAGGUGGCAGCACUGAGCGAGAAAGAGGAGAUAGGAAGCUUUUAUCCUUGUCUCCGUUUGCCAUCGGAGUCUGUCAGCGAAAAACCUGUUUCGUUUAACAAUUCCAUAGAACUUCUUUGGGAUAUACCGCAUGCUACCCAACCCGUUACUAUACCCGAGUACUAGUAGCUCAGCACAAUGACAACACCCCACGAUGGCGACUCAUCGCGGCAGCAGUACGAUGAUCUGAGGGUCGUUCAUUCCUCGUCUUCCCAAUCUUCCUCUCAUCAUCGUCGUCGAUUGCACGCGCACCAUCGAAGCAGACACAUGGAGAAGAAUCCCCGUAGUUUCCGACCUCAACACUUGCGUCGAGAUGACGAUGAUGAAGAGAAGAAGAGUGACAGCAGUGGACAUGACUUUGUUAUACGACAACCGCAACACUUGAUGAAUGACGACAAUUGUCAAUACUACAGAAUAGUCUACCGAGGGGUAGUGGCACUGCUCUCACAGCCAGAGCCAGGGUCUUUGCGGAGUGGUUGUUAUCUGAGUUAUGGGGAAGUUAUCAAGAGUGGAAGACGAAUACCAACGGAACAAGACGUUACAGCAAUACGGGUCGACGAAGUACUCACUGGAGGGUAUGCCUUUGAUCCUCCAGACCCAUCCAACUGCCACAAUUCGCAAUCCAAUCACUCGGAAACACCCAAGCGAUCCAAUGUUAUCCACGGAUAUGCUACCACAACUGCUCUAUCAUCUGAUCCAUCUUCUCCCUCGGUUACCAUUGCUAUAUCACACUCUUCCUCUUCGGAUAAUGACGAUCACGAUAGCUGCAAUACCCCCCUCGAUCCCUCCACACUGGAAGCCACCAGUGACCCAAUAAUACGAUGUCAGCAUGAAGGCGUCAACCACCAAGGAUUCGUCUUUUCACACAACCACAAAAACAAGUCACCCAUUGUACAACCACUCACAAGACCUCCCAAAUGCGAACAUGGACGGUUCUUUUACAAAAUCGUGUCGACAACCCCUCUGCCGAUACUCUCCGGACCCAGCACUGACGCCCCACUCUCCAAGGCAAUGGUCUUGCCAGGAACGGUCCAUGAAGUCUCCUUCCGUAUGAAACUAGAGGAUGGCGAUGAUGGAAUCUUGUUUCUACGUCUGGCCAGACGAAAAGGAUACAUUGCCAGUCGUCGUGGUCGUACGCGACAGGAGCCAUUGGUCAAGGAUGUCACGGACGAAAUUCAUGCCUCCAAGACGGAACAAAGUCAUGCAGACGAUGCAGCCACUAAUGUAUCCGUGCUGUCGGUAUUUUCCGCAUCGGUUCCGUCGUCGACGGCGAGGAAUCCCAAUCGGCGCCAUCGACCACCGAGACGACGCCAGAAGACUACCAAGGCAGACCUGCGCCACGUUCAUGGUCCUGGAAUCUCGUCCAUUACAACGGCGCGUACGAGGAAUCAUGAUCCAACCAGUCUAUCUGUUCCAUCCCUCUCCUCGGACAGACUCCAAACUCCUUCCUCUAAUGUAUCAUUGCUCUCAGAUGACUCCAUGUUGGGAUUGGAUCCACAGCAACAACAAUCGUUUUCCUCCCACGAAAAUCCCCACACCAACAAAUCGGGCGCCUUAUCGCCCGAUCGAUCUGUCGCUCGCUCCACUAAGAGCAACAUUAGUUUCCCCCCUCAACCGCAGCAUGCGACAUUCUUUCUCAUGAGGGUCACAGCACCUCGAGGGCUGCGCAUUUUGGAUGCACCUCAUUUUCAAGUCAACAACCUCAUUCAUGGAACUACCACCAACAGCACUACCCAACAACAGUCUUGCUCGGAUGGCCUGACGGCGAACAAGGGACAGCAUCACCUGUUUCACACCAUGGCUGGACGGAUUGCCACCACCAAUCCGGCAGAGAACUCUGUGGUGUUUGACUCGGUCACCAAAACAAGGACCCUCCCACGAGGAGCCGUCUUUGAAGCCUCGAAACGCAUGGAAACAUCCAAUGCGCUGUUUCAUCAGGGUGCUGGAUUGAUCAAAUUGGCUGACAAUAGUGGUUGGGCCAUUGUCCCACACCGAGAAGAACUAGAGCAUCAGUUCCGCACCAGCGAUGGCGGUCGGCAAAAGAACAUGCGAGCCUAUGAAGAAAUUGGCAACUGCAUUGUAUUUGGGGAAGAUGUCACGGACGACGUGUGGAUGCGUGUUCUGUCGAGAGCUGGAGCCCAGAUUGUGUGCGCCCCUCCUCCGGUUCCGCUCAACAAGGAUGGGAGCCCCGGGAGUAGCCCAGGGUCAUCACCUCCUGUCAGCCCCGACAAGGACAACAACCCGAAUGACCACCCGGAUGUCGGCAAGAGUGAUUCAGGUUCCGAUGUGGCCUCGUCUGUAGGCAGCUCCUUUUUGGAUGCUAUGUUUCGAGCUAAAAAUCGAUCAGAAGCUGAUCCUACAAACACUGUCGACAAGGGAAAAGACCAGGCUGCCGAGAAGCCGCAGUUCACAAGCAGCACUAUCCCUUGUGGCAUUUGCGUCCGAGUGGAGCCCCAAAUUCCCACUGAUCAAAACCGUAAUGUUCCUCCUGAGUACGCUAGGCUUCGUGGUGGGCAGGGUUGGCUUCCCCUGUUCGCAAACGGCAAGCCCACUUGCAUUGUCUGCCCACGCCGCAAUCCACCUCAGUCUCGAUUUGGUUCUUUUUGGUUUCGCGUCCAUUCCAAACGAGGCAUCAAGGUCCGCUUGGGUCCCUCGAAAAGAGCUCCGUCUAUCAAGUCCAACGACGGGGUCUACUUUCGUUUCGAAUGCGGGGAAUUUCUUCGUGCGUCAGAAGUGAUGACAGUCUACUUUGAGGACAACAAUGGGAGAACUCUGUCUGAAUCAUUUGCUAAGCUAUACCGCAAUCGACACGUUCGUCUCAACACAGCAAACGAAGGCCAGUCGGAUUUCAGACACCUUGCCAGUUUGACGGCUCAAGCUGAGUGGGUUCAAAUCUUUGACGAAGAAAAGGACGAGUGGUUCCUGCGGGAGUGUAAGACUGGACCGCCUCGGAUUGAAAGGAACAAACAACAAGGCUGGCGCUAUCAAAUUGCGAUCAGCGCAGGGCUGCCUAUUCGAAAGGGCCCAUCAUUCGACUCCGAGGCGACCGGUAUGUAUGUAGCCGAGGGGGAAACCGUUGUGAUCAUUGAACGCGUCACCAGCGCGGAAGAAGACGGAGUGACUUGGUUGCGAUUGAAAGAGGGUCAAGGAUGGCUCCAUAAUGUCGACAAGAAAACGAAGGAAAAGCUGGUGAUUCCUCAUUCGUUCCGUCAUCGAACGAAAGCAACGAAUACACGUCCUUCCAAACCUCGUCGAAUAGAAGCACAUUGUGGCGAUGACAAACACCAGCAAGUUGCCUACAACACCAUCAUUGCUCGACUCUUUCACAACGAUCUCCCGAACGACCAGCAUCCACCAAGCUAAUGGCUCUUGACGCAGUACUAUAGAUAUGUACAGCAAAGACUUUUCCCUUCCCGCAUGCAAAAUGACCUUGUCAAGCUAGCUAUACAACGCUUAACCUAAGUUAUGGACUUCCUAUCCUCUAGUCAGCUCUCCCUUCCACAA